AUGGCCCGCAGGUUCCAGACCACCGUAAGACGUCGCGUCACAAGCGCGUACAGCGUACACGGUUCGGAGCUGUCGCCCAACCUGAAACAUGUGAAGUUAUAUACAAAUGAAUGUUUUCCGUGCAGGUCAAAUGAAAUUGAUCAACUUUUAAAUCUCUUUAAAUCGAAAGAAGAACCAUAUCCAUGUAGUGUAUAUGUUUAUGGAGGUCCAAGUACUGGAAAAUCAUCAAUUAUUAAACAUGUUCUAAAGAAUUUAAAAAUCAAUUAUGUUAUGAUCAAUAUAAUUGAGUGCUAUACGUCCAAAAAUCUCUAUGAAAUAAUUCUAAAUAAGUUUUCUGGUCUUCAUGUAUAUCCUUUAAAUGGUCAACCUUAUACAAAAUGUGAAAACCUGAUGGAAUUUACCUAUCAGUUAAAAAAAAUAUCUUCCAUAAUUAAUCUUAAUGGUUCAGUUCUGGUAAUUGAUAAAGUUGAUGAAUUAAGGGACAUGGACUUAAAUUUAUUGAAUGCACUAUUAAAAUUAAAAGAACUUACAGGAAUAUCAUUGUGUGUUGUUUUUGUAUCUGAAAUUUUAUUUGAAAAAUACGUUUCUAGAUCUAAUGUUUGUGAACCUAUAAAAAUUUAUUUUCCACAAUAUACUAAAGAGCAACUAUUGGAAAUUAUGAAGAAGGAUUAUAAUCAAGCACAGCAUUUAAUAGUAAAUAAUUUUCAAAAGCCCAUUCAUUUUGAUUUAACUUUUUAUCACAAUUAUUUAAACGUUUUUUUAUCAGUAUUUUUUCGAGCAUGUAAGGAUUUAGCAGAGUUGAAACAUAUGUCUAAAGUAAACUUUAUAAAGUAUUGUGACCCAAUAAAUCAAAACGAAAAUACAAUAAACGAUUCUGUCACUCUAUGGAGAAAUAUGGCCCCUUUAUUAAAAAGUUCUUUAGAAACGCUUUAUCUAAGAGUAUUGAUUAAAAACAGUGCAAAAUCAGUUGAAAUUCAAUCAAAGGAGUUUUUGUUUUCUAAAGAAAAGCUAGCCCAAAGUUUAGAGCUUCCUUACUAUGCCAAAUUUUUAUUAAUUGCAGCUUACCUAGCAAGUUAUAAUCCAGUUAAAGAUGACAAAAGACUUUUUAUGAAAUUUCACGAAAAAAGUAAAAAAUCAAUAAAAGACGUUAAACUUAAAAGCAAAGUAAGUGAACAUUAUAAUACCCAAUUAGGACCUAAAAUGUUUUCUUUUGACCGGCUGUUGGCCAUAUUUUAUGCAAUUUUGGAUAAAAAAGUUGGAUUUAAUAACAACCUUUUGGUACAAGUUUCGAGCCUAGUGGAAUUGCAAUUUCUAAUUACAAUUUCCGAUAAUUGCUCUCUAGAUGGUCAAAAGUAUAAAUGUAAUAUUAAUUUUGAGUUUGUAAACACAAUUUCUAAAAUGCUUGGAUUUAACAUAAGAAAGUAUUUAAGUGAUUUUAGUCAUAUGUAAAUUUUGUGUGUUAAAAUACAUAUACGAUAUUUGCA
Messenger RNA from Brassicogethes aeneus, 1484 nucleotides. The record is from the annotation of a GenBank genome assembly. NCBI's taxonomy places the organism in Eukaryota, Metazoa, Arthropoda, Insecta, Coleoptera, Nitidulidae.